Molecule: messenger RNA, 1200 nt
Organism: Schistosoma margrebowiei
Lineage: Eukaryota; Metazoa; Platyhelminthes; Trematoda; Strigeidida; Schistosomatidae
Source: the annotation of a GenBank genome assembly
UUUAUAUCAUUUCAACUAUGAUAUUUGUGAUAUAGUGAAAAUUAUUUUCCUAGGUCGAAACAAUCGGUUGCUUAAGCAGGCAAUAAAGGGGAAAACGAGAUAAAGAAGAGGGAAUACUGAAGAAAAGCGCCAAAUGUCUCCUCCUAUGUUCGAGCAUAGGAGACAGUUGGGGCUAAGAGGAAGGUAAACAAUUUGGAGUGCGAUUAAGCGAAAAGUAGACAAUUCUUGGACAUUUCAAAAAUAGAGUGACAAAGAGUUAGUGUCACGUUAUUUUAUCAAGGCAGGUGAAAAAGGAGACUUUAUGCAUUCACGCAUGGAUGACACAUGCAGUGUUGUUAUUGAGGAUUUGGCAAAUACACAUAACGUGAAACCGGAAUCAGUGGAAACAUGGUUAGCACCAUUUGGUGUUGUUAAAUCUAUAUCUAUUUACCGACGUGUGAUCUUCGUGGAGUUCGGAAGUCCUUCUGCGGCGGAAAAUGUCAUAGCUAGUGAAAAUGGGAAGAUGUUUCAGAAUAGUUAUGUGUCCAUACGAAGUCCGCAACCAUGGGACUUGAUGGUUGCUGGAGAUCUUGUUACUAAAUACGAAGUGCCAACUUCAUCUGAAGCCAAUAAAGAAGCCGAAGUCGAAGUAAAAGAUGAAAAUGCAUCUAAUGGCAAUGUUCAUACGGAGGUUGAGGAGGUAAAAAAACUAAUCACACAUAUAAAAUAUUUGGAUAAAGAUGAACUCUGGACGUUGUAUAAUGCAUUACAAGAUAUGCGAAAUGAAAGGGGAGCGAAGACUAAAGUUAAAACUCUUCCUUCUGGUCGACCUUGGCUUGAUUCAAUAGGCAAAAAUCUAUUAACUGAAAGAACUGAAACAUUGCACAAAUUAGAAUUAGAAGAUAGUAAAAUAAAUCGUCGUCGUUUUAUUCAGUGUGACAAACUAUACACUGAAGCCAGUAACGAAUGCGAAAAAGCAUGGUUCAAUAUAAUUGACCAAGAAAUUAAUACGUGUAAUGCUCCUAUACUUCCAGAGGAUAUGAACAACAUAUCAUUCCCACCAGUAGUAGCAGCCCCUCAACCUCAGAUAAAUGGUCCUGUAUAUGAUUCCACAGGAUUUCUGAUGCCAUAUCCCAAUCAUUUUCCUUCAGUUACUUGCUAUGAUGAAUAUUCUGCUGUAUAAUAUGUGCUUAACCAAAUAUAUACAUACUUGAAAAAUAA